Molecule: messenger RNA, 752 nt
Organism: Gekko japonicus
Lineage: Eukaryota; Metazoa; Chordata; Lepidosauria; Squamata; Gekkonidae
Product: zinc finger protein RFP-like
Exons: 5
Molecular function (GO): zinc ion binding
Source: RefSeq, a predicted model, not a curated record
AUGGAGGAAGUGACCUGUCCCAUCUGCCUGGAGUAUUUCAAGGAUCCGGCCACGAUCGCCGAGUGCGGCCACAGCUUCUGCCGGGCCUGCCUGACCCGCAGCUGGGGGGAGUCGGGGACCGCCGAGGCUUCCUGCCCCCAGUGCAGAGGAAAGGCUCAGGAGGGGACCCUCCGGCCGAAUCGGCAGCUGGCCAACAUCGUGGAAAUAACUAGGAAGCUCAGCCUCCAGAUGGAAGAAGGAAGGAAGGAAGAAGCCCGGGAGAAAAUCUGUGAGAAACACCGGGAGCCCCUGAAGCUUUUCUGCCAAACUGAUGAGAUCCUCCUCUGCUGGGUCUGUGACAGAUCCAAGGAGCACAAAAGCCACGAGGUGAUUCCUGCCGAGGAGGCUGCCCAGGAAUACAAGGAUAAAAUCUUCAAUUCCCUGGAGACUCUGAGGACUGAGAGGGAGAAAAUUCUGGAAGAUAUACAAGAUGCUGAAGAUUAUAGCCAAGAAAUGCUUAGAACAACAGAAUCAGAGAGACAAAGGAGAGUGGCUGACUUCAGAAUUCUACACCAGUUGUUGAAUAAACAUGAAAAAGAUCAUUUGGCCAAGAUAGAGGAGGUGGAGAAGGAGAUUGCAAGGAAAAGGGACGAGUACCUGGCCAGACUCUCUGAGGGACUCUCCUCUCUCGAAAGCCUCAUCCAGGAGAUGGAGGAGAAGCAUCAGCAGCCAGGGAGCGAACUCCUGCAGGACGUCAGAGGCACCUUGCAGAG